Messenger RNA from Coffea arabica (coffee), 392 nucleotides. The record is from RefSeq and is a predicted model, not a curated record. Lineage: Eukaryota; Viridiplantae; Streptophyta; Magnoliopsida; Gentianales; Rubiaceae.
AGAAGCUGGAGAGCAAGAUAGGAAGAAAAAUUAAGAUGGGAGCUAUAAAGGAGACAUUCUUCAUAUCACAUGGAUCACCAAUGAUAUCUUUGGAUGAUUCAUUUCCUGCAAGACAUUUCUUGCUGGUUUUCAAAGAAAGGGUGUUCAGUCAGAGACCUAAAGGCAUUCUGAUAAUUUCUGCCCAUUGGGAAACCUCAGAACCAGCUGUGAAUUUGAUCCCUGGCCGUCAAGAUACUAUACAUGACCUCAUCUCUAACUUACCCAGGGCAUUGUACCAGGAAAGAUACCAGAGACAAACUAAAGGCCUCUCUUAAAGGAUCGGUGAAUACCUGUUGACCUGGAAGGCCACCCCAAAAUUUCUAAGGAUUCAAGUGUCAAAUCUAUCAAUAUGG